CCGCAGCCUUUAACUUGUACCCAGCGGACGCGAUCGAACGGCCUCAAACUUCUCUCCUCCAGACCACUACCAGACCAGAAACCGUCGUCUCCUCCACCGACCAUGCCGCCGCCGGCAACGGCACGAGCACUGCCCGAAGAGCUCGUCGAGGAGAUCUUCUUCCGCGUCCCGCCGACCGAGCCGGCGUCUCUCGUGCGCGCCUCCCUCGCCAGCAAGCCCUGGCUCAGCCUGCUGACCGGCCGCCGUUUCAACGGCCGCUACUGCGAGUUCCAUGGAUCUCCCCCCAUGCUGGGAUUGCUCUGCCACUGGCGCAGGUACACUGCACCAACGGCGGAAGACAACCUCCCGCCCUUCAUCUCCACCACGAGCUUCGCCGCACGCAUUCCCGACGACGAGGACUGGGUAGCCUCGGCCUCUGUGAUGGACUGCCGCCAUGGCCGUGUUCUGCUUUCCGAAACGGGUACGCUACCCCUGCAAUUCAUCGUUUGGGACCCCAUGACGGGCUCCUGUAGUUGGCUGUGCGCCCCUGAAGAUUAUUACAAUAGCGAGAAGGCGGCGGUGGUAUGUGCCGUGAGCGGCUGCAACCACCGCGCGUGUCAUGAGGGUCCUUUCCGGAUCAUCUUAGUUGGCGUGAGAAAUGAGGGCGAUGGUUAUGGUUGUGUUGCAUACGCGCACAUGUCCCUGCCUAAGCUGGGUCAGUGGAGCAACACAUGCCAUGGUCUUGAUCUUGAGGGUGAGAGUGCAUACAUUCUCGACAAGCCCUCUGUCUUGGCUGAAGGUGCACUGUAUUUCAUUCUUGUGUAUCAUGAUGAUGAUGAUGGUGAUGGCGAUGAUGAUGAUGAUGGUGAUGAUUAUGGUGGUCGUGAUGAUGAUGAUGAUGACGAUGGCGAUGAUGAUGAUGGUGAUGAUGAUGGUGACGAUGAGGACGACGGCGAUGAUGGCGACGACGAUGAUGACAAAGACGAUGAUGACGACGCUGAUGGUGGUGGUGAUGAUGAUGAUGAUGAUGAUGAUGAUGACAACAAUGGCAACAGAGUAGCUAUUCUCAAGUAUGACUUGGGAUCUAAUUACCUAUCAGUGAUUGAUGCACCACCCAAGGAGACUCACCAGGCCGAUGAUGUCAUCCUCAUGUUGAUGGAAGAUGGUGGUUUGGGGUUUGCACAAUUGGACAGGUUAACCCUCAUAAUAUGGUCAAGGCAGAUGGGGCCUGAUGGAUUUUCAACAUGGACUCAGCGUACAGUUGUCAAUCUCAAGGAACUUCUUCCCAUUCAAAAUAUAAAGGAAACACUUCGGCUGACCGGAUCCGUGGAGGGUGGUGAUAUCAUUUUCGUGACCACGGACCUUGGCAUCUACCAGAUUAAUAUAAAGUCACUGCAAUGGAAGAAGGUCUGGAAGAGAGAAGAAUGGCGUGCUCUGUUUCCCUACAUGAGUUUCUACAAUCCACAAGAAAGGGUGGGCCCCCGUUAUGUGGUACACUGAAACACACAAGGUUGAAUAGCUUACGGGAAGGAUGCCAGUCUCAUCAAAACGAAUCUUGGAGGUGACCCCGAUCUUAUGAUGAAUUGUAUCACUAGCUAUUCUGUAGUUAGUUUGGUAAAAAGGUGUUUGUUCCCUUGUAAUGUUGUUGGCUUUAUCAAUAAGCUUCAGAACUCCAUGUGUUCUUGUCACGCGUAAGUAGGUGAAUGUGUUAUCUUGAAAUGAAACACAGACUCCUUGGACCUGAAGUGAAACAUGUGCUCUGUUAUUUAACUUGUUUGAGAGUGCACCGCAGAUGCU
Molecule: messenger RNA, 1776 nt
Organism: Lolium perenne
Lineage: Eukaryota; Viridiplantae; Streptophyta; Magnoliopsida; Poales; Poaceae
Molecular function (GO): protein binding
Source: RefSeq, a predicted model, not a curated record